GCAAAGGCUAACUCCCCGACCUUCAACUGAACAGAACUGAGAGCCCGCGGUGUGCUGGCAACACUGUCCCCAACACAAACACACCAGCGGCAACGGCGGUGGACAGCACGUGAAGGCCAGCGGUAGUGUUGACCGAGCCGCCCCAUCCUGGCACGAUGAGCAGUGAUGGUGAACUUUUCAAGUUCGACUCUGUGGAACUGUUGUCCCUGUACACCACCACAGUCCUUCAGCAACUAGUCACAGUUGUCCAACCUAUUGAGGAUCGUCUUCUUCACCUCAUCCAAGUUCUUGAGCAUAACCUGAAGAAUUUGAAGGUGGAGAGGAAGUGGUUUCUUGGCACACUGAGGGACCAUGCACGCCUCUUCAACAAGGAGUGGAAAAUGGGCAACACAGAUGGUCCAGACUUUGGGAAGAUAGCCUACAACACACUUCUGCUGGCAGUCGCCCUCAAAAUAGGGCUGGAAAAGCUUUGGGUGAAUGACGGCAACACCCCAGUCUUCAACGACAUGGUAAUGGAGCUGACUACUCUUUUACAUCCAAAGAAGAUUACAUUGGCCAUCAAACAACUAAACAGAAGUAAUCCUCUGUUUGACUUCUUAUCCAGUCACUCACCUGACCUUGAAGAAAUCAACAUGUACUGGAGUGAUGUUGCAGCUUUUCAAGAUUGCAUGAAGUUCAAGAACUUGCGUGUGCUGGAACUUGGGGGACGCAUCUCAGACAAGGUGCUGUGCAGCGGUCUGUGGAACAUUAACAAAAAAAGUGACAAAGUACUGGAAAUGGCCUUAAAGGAUAAUAAGGGGCCUGAGAGUUGGCAGCUGUCUCUCCCCAACCUGGAGGUUUUGCGGAACAAUGUCUUUGGUGACCACCACACAAACUCUAUGCGAGUAUCUCUUGGGGCAGCAGCACUCCUCAUACAGCCCAAGAUGGAGACAGUGAAGACACUCACCUGGGACACCAACCGAGCCAUCAUGCACUUAUUGGACACAGAAGCAAAGUUGAAGAACUCUUCUAGAAUUGAUAGAAAAUUUCGGCUGACAAAGUUGCUGGUCCGUUACCAUGAACACACUGACUUAGAGAAAGUGGAACGGCUCUUCAAGGCGUGUCCAUGCAUUACUAACCUGACCUUUAUCAUCACAACAAGCAUUAAGAGACAGCUGUCCCUACUGAUUGGGAUGAUUCCAGUGAAGCAGCUAACGAGGCUGGUGUUGGAUGCAACAGACUUGGACCACAUGGAGUUCACAGUACUGCUGGCAGAGAUGCCUAACCUGAAUGACCUCUUCCUGCACAUCACACCAGAUGCUGUUGCAAAUUACUAUAAGACUUCUAAGUUAACUCCUGAUGCCACUGCCUUGUAUGAUCCAUCACAUAAUACUCUACAAGUUCGGCUUGAUAUGUUACACCACAACCUUGAAACUCUGUCAUUGGACUUUAUUAGCACUGACAUGCAUAUGGAGCAGAGUCUUGAAAAUGAGGAAUUUGCUUCAUAUAUGAUUAGCUUCCUGCAAAAUUUUCCUUCUGUGAAGAGAAUGAACUUUUACAACACAGUGUUUCUUCCCCCACCCUUCUUGAUAUUUGGAUGCAUUGGCGGUGCACUAGCAACACUGCGCAAAAUGAAACACAUCACUGUCCAGUCCUGUAAUGAAGAUAUUCCUCGUGACAAACUGACGGACCCUGACGAUGGAUGCAUCUUUCCUAUUCUUGACUCCCAUUCUGUGCAGACCCACUACAUGAAGGCCAUCCUUAUGUUCCCCCUUCUCCAGAAAGAAACAACUUUCCAGUACCUGUGUACAUUGAAAUCUUUAGAACUGGAUGACCAGUAUUUUUCUCCAAGAGUGGAUCGGAUGGUGGCUGCUCUGAGGGCCUCAGGAGUGCUGGUCAAUGGCCUUUACCGCACUGCCACUGCCACUCCAAGAUCAUUAGGUGUGGACGACAUGAUACAAGCCCUUAAUUCAUAAAGAUUUAUCCAUCUAUGUUAUUAAGUUGGGAAAUGUACUUUAUCUUGAACAGUU
Molecule: messenger RNA, 2009 nt
Organism: Eriocheir sinensis (Chinese mitten crab)
Lineage: Eukaryota; Metazoa; Arthropoda; Malacostraca; Decapoda; Varunidae
Exons: 11
Coding region: 156-1955 (599 amino acids)
Source: RefSeq, a predicted model, not a curated record